Hemiscyllium ocellatum (epaulette shark) is the source of this 5609-nucleotide messenger RNA. RefSeq names its product YEATS domain containing 2 (gene yeats2). The coding region runs from base 300 to 4514 and encodes 1404 amino acids. The record is from RefSeq and is a predicted model, not a curated record. Gene Ontology annotation, cellular component: NuA4 histone acetyltransferase complex. Gene Ontology annotation, molecular function: histone binding. The transcript is spliced from 29 exons. Lineage: Eukaryota; Metazoa; Chordata; Chondrichthyes; Orectolobiformes; Hemiscylliidae. Gene Ontology annotation, biological process: chromatin remodeling; regulation of transcription by RNA polymerase II.
CUCUCAGCCUGCAGCUGCCUCUCUCAGGGAACCAGGAGGCAGUUGCUGUGGCUCCAGGGGCUCGUGAGGGGGGUUCUGCGCCGCGAGCCCGGCCGGUCCCGUGCCAGUCUGUCUCCCUCCGCCGCCCGGUCCCGUGCUAGUCUGUCUCCCUCCGCCCGGCCGCACUCAGCACCGCUGCAGGAAGGGGGAGGGGCUGGGGCUGGAGGCCUCAGGCUUUCAGCGGAGCUGGGAGACCGCGGCACUGGGGUCCAGAGAGCGGAGAGUCCGAGGCUUCGAGGUAUCUUCGGCUAUUUGUGAAAAUGUCGGGUGUGAAAAGAAAAUUUGAGGAUAAAGACCCAGACUAUGAGGAUAUCUCAGUCUGUCGUCAGGAAAAGCGACAUAAAGCAGUUGAACAUUCAGCACGUGAAGCCACUCUGCAGAAGAUUGAAGUUAUUAUCAAGGAACAGUUUGCAAUGGAGAUGAAGAACAAAGAGCAUGAGAUUGAGAUCAUAGAUCAGCGCCUGAAUGAAGCCAGAAGAAUGAUGGACAAACUUCGUGCUUGCAUUGUGGCCAACUACUAUGCGUCGGCUGUGCAGCCCAAGAUUACUGAGGGUCCAAAACCAUAUGAUCCUACUAUCUUUAAUCACCCAGUCAUCAAGAAAUUUCUAGAAUCUCCUUCCCGGUCAUCUUCCCCUGGCAAUCAACGAUCUGAAACUCCAUCAGCCAACCAAUCAGAAACAGAUUCCGUCACUCAUCAAGCAGACACCUUUCUGGACAAAGAGAAUGAGCAGGAACAGCCCACUGCAACAAGUGAGGACAUACAAACUUUCAGAUCCGAGAAAAGAGCAGGGAGGAACACUGGCCAGGAUACCUUUGGAGUCCCAACCCCACAGGAGAUAGAACAGAGGUGUACCUACCUCACCACCAGUGAAGAUCCAUCGCGCCUUUACAUCAAGAAGACAAUUGUCGUUGGCAAUGUUUCAAAGUACAUUCCCCCAGACAAGAGGGAGGAGAAUGAUCAAUCCACCCAUAAGUGGAUGGUUUAUGUGCGAGGUUCACGGAAAGAGCCCACAAUUGAUCAUUUUGUGAAGAAGGUCUGGUUCUUUCUGCAUCCCAGUUAUAAGCCAAAUGACCUGGUGGAAGUCAGUGAGCCACCAUUUCACUUGACCAGACGAGGCUGGGGUGAAUUCCCUGUACGUAUUCAGAUCCACUUCAGGGACCUGCGCAACAAGAGAAUAGACAUCAUUCACCAGCUGAAGCUGGAUCGAACAUACACUGGCUUGCAGACACUUGGUGCAGAAACAGUGGUUGAUGUUGAACUGCACCGUGACUCUCUUGGCGAGGACUACCUUCCCACAGCUCUGGCUCCUUCUGGCUCCUCUACCGUGCUCCUUUCAUCAUCCUCCUCUUGCUCCUCCUCCUCCAGCAGAACACCUCAGUCUGUCACCCCUUUGCAACCUUCAAUGGCCUCCACUCCCCCAAUGACAUCAGCAGGAGCAGUGCACGUGUCUCUAGCUACUUUGAGUUCUGCCACUGGAAAGCACUUGCACGACUCUCUGGGAUUUACUUCAGAAAAAGUUAAGUUAGAAGUUCCUGUUAAAAGUGAAAUGGGACCGAGCAGUCACUCAGGACAGACCUCCCUGGAGCGUACACCAACCAGGCCAGUGGCCACUCAGAAGGUCACGUUUGGAACUCAUGGAAACUCAGCAUUCCAACCAAUCACAGCCAGUUGCAAGAUUGUCCCUCAGGGGCAGCUUCCCAGCCCUUCUGAUUCUCCAGGGAAGUCCUUCCAGCCCAUUACCAUGAGCUGCAAAAUCGUAUCAGGAUCGCCAAUCUCAACUCCGAGUCAUUCUCCUUUGCCACGUACCCCAACCUCUACGCCUGUACACAUGAAGCAAGGAUCAUCUGUCUCCGUAAUAAGUAAUCCCUACAUUAUAGUGGACAAACCUGGACAAGUGAUUGGAGUGUCAACAUCAAACACAGCAGGGAGCCCCACGACAAAGCAGACAGGCAUUUCACAAGGGGCCCGGUCACCCAUCCCCAAAAUGCACGGCAGCAGCUUCAUUGCAACGGCUGUGAAGCAGGAAGAUGCACUUUUUGCAGCUAUGCCCCCAUUGUGCCCCAUUGGAAGCCACUCCAAGGUUCAAAGCCCUAAACCUGUGACUGGGGGUCUCGGAGGCUUCACCAAGGUCAUCAUCAAGCAGGAACCAGGGGAAACAGUGGCUCAGCAGUCAGGGGUCACAGCUGUUUCUACGCAGCAGGCUGUGCAGCAGUUUGUGACUGUGAAGGGUGGCCAGGUGAUUGCAGUUUCUCCACAGAAACACAGCAGUGGACUCGGGACAGGAGUUACCCAGACCAAGGUCGUUGGGAUCCCGGUGGGUUCAACCUUGCAGCCAGUGGUGAAGCAGGCAGUGGCACUCAGUGGCGGACAGAUAAUUGUUGCCAAACCAGGCACCACCGUAGCCCGGGCUGUCAGUCAGAAGCAGAUUGUGGCGCAGGGGGUGGCGAAGGCUGUUGUGAGUGGAGCGAGCGGAACCAUUGUUGCAGCACCCGUGCAGGCAGUCACCAAGUCUCAGAGUUCGUCCACUGUGCAAAAAUCAGGUUCACAAGGCUCAGUUAUGGCAACGCUACAGCUUCCAGCCACCAACUUAGCCAACCUGGCCAAUCUUCCCCCAGGGACCAAACUCUACCUAACAACCAAUAGCAAGAACCCCUCCGGCAAAGGAAAGCUGUUGUUAAUACCUCAGGGGGCCAUCCUUCGUGCUGCUAACCCAGCAGCAGCGCAGCAAGUGCAGGGAGCAUCAACGGGCACGACUGGCAGCAUCCAGGGAACAGUAGUUAGUGGAUUACCCCAGCAGCUGGGUUACACAUCGUACAUCCUUAAGCAAACACCACAGGGCACUUUUCUGGUUGGCCAGCCAGUCACUCAGGCCUCUAUGAAGCAUGGACCUGCCAGUUCUGUGGCAUCUGGCGUAGCAGUGCAGGGGCCAUCUUCUACAAGCACCCAACAGCAGGCAAUCAGACUCUCUGCUACACAAAAAGCAGUGUUUGCACAGGUUGUCCCCAGUGCCCAGGCGUCCUCUCUGCAUUCAGCUGCCGUUUCCUCACUCGUCCAUUCUCCCUCACCUGACGGAGCAGCAAAGCCACUGUCUGUAGCGUCUCCUCUCUCUCAGCCUGGCACCACCACCCUGCGGGUAGCUGGAGGGGUCAUUACGACGGCCAGCCUCUCAACAGUAUCAGGAACAGCACCAGCAACCGUAGGAACUGUGGCUCUGCAGUCAGAGGUGAAGGGCUCCAGCCCUGCUGUGAUUCCUGCUGUGUCCACAGUGAAGGCCUCAGGCCAGCAGGCCUCCGUGCAAGUAUCCCAUGCAGAGCCCAGCACCACCCUGUCACCUUCUGUUGUUCCUGUUGGCUCACACACAACCCACGUGGUGGUUUCACAGCCCAGUGCUGGAGGACUCAGCAAGACCAGCAGUUCAGCUAGCUCUAGUGUGGCCUCCUUUGCAUCCAGUUCCAUUGCUGGAACGAGCACAACAAGUGGAAAAGCCACACCAACAGUAUCAGUGAAAGCUGAGCCUGUUGCUGCAGGUGCUUGCUUCAGCCCCACGAUACCCACAGCAAGCACUGUGAAAGUGGAGCAAGGAGGAUUGGAUGGGCCAUUUGAGAUUAUUGAUCUUGAAUACAUUGAGAAUGUACAGCAGCUACUGACUGCCAUCCUGAAGAAGGUGCCUCUGAUUGCUCCCAAAAAACAUGAGGACACCAACCCAUUUUGUGCUACGUCUCUGGAGCAGUAUUACAGCUGGAAUAUCGGGAAGCGGAGAGCUGCAGAGUGGCAGCGUGCAGUAACUGUAAGAAAGAUCCUGCAGGAGGUGAUGGAGAAGUGCCCACGGUUCAGCAACACAGACAUCAUGAAGACUAAGCAAAUCAUGUACUGGUGUCGGCAGCGUGGGUACACCCCCCCUGACCCAGAGACCGCUGUCACCGAAGAGGAUUCAAUGGAAGAUAUACUGACUCGAAUCGACAACGAGCCAGAGUGCCCCUCCACAUAUACCAUAGCCAGUGAGCUCUGUCAAAGGCUCAUGGAGGUGGAGGCCAUUUUGAAAACAGAGCCUGAGAGCGAUGAAGAGGUUGACAUCAUUGGCACAGCUGAGUCUUCUAAAGUGACAGUCAAGAAAGAACUGGAGGAGGAGGAUGAAGAGGUCAAAUUCUACAUGGGCCUAAUGCCAGCCAUGGAGUAUGCCAGAGACACAGCCCAGCAGAUUGGUGUUACGAUUGAACCUGUUGAGGUGGAGAGCCAUGUCUAUGCCCCGGUGAUCGAAGAAAUGAUCAUAAAGGCUGCUGAACUGUUUGUAAGUGACAUCCUUCGAGAGUCUUUGGGAAUCGCAUACCAGAGCACUCCCCAUAACAGAGUGCCCAAAGAACUGAGUGUAAUCAACAUGCACCAAGCCAUCUGUAACAUCCCUGUCUGCGACUUCCUCACCAACAAGUACAUGGGCAUGCUGGCUACUGAACAGACCCCACACCAGGAAUUAUGAAGGGCUUCACAUUCCUUCCUUUCCAUUGAAGACAGGGACUUGGCAAUGUCCAAAGCCGCCGUUACACUGACAGAUCACUGCAGCUUUGUGCCCACGAUGGUGAGGGUGAUACUACGCCAAUGCAUGUUGGUAGCUCUCGUCAUGGAGCCGCAGAAGCUUCUGGAAGUAGUGCUCCUGUUUGGAGCUGGCUGUUGUCAGGGGUUGGUUAGGAGCUAGAGCAGAAAUAUUUUUAUGUUCAUUCAGGCAGCUGGAAAAUGACAAAAUACUGGCACUGCGCAUUUUUGUGUCUUUGGAUUGGUAUGUGAUGGAGAAAACUGGAUUAAUGACAUACUUACACUGUGAUGGAGGACUUGCGUCGAAAUCUUCUUGCUUGAAUCUAAACAGCUCACACCUCUGGUCCAAAUAAUGUCAUCCCAUUGACAGAAGCAGCUUGUUAUUAUUAAAUGUCGACUUGUAAAAAAAAAGGUACCUCACAGUUUUGAAAUUCCACACCAUGCUUCAAGCCCUUUACAGACAGAAAUUAAACAGCCCAUUAGUGGCAGGAGUUAUUACGGUUUCAUCUUCACAAUCUCCCAUCCACCACCUCACCUUUAGCGAGGGCAGUAAUAUAAAGGCCUGGCAGUCCCUGACAGGUCUACUAGCUGCCCUCAAGCAGCCAGCUCUACAGCACCACCAACAGCUGAAAGCAUGUCAUCACCACCGACCCCAUCCAGUACCCUGGCUUUUGGGGAGGGCUGGCUAUAUCUUUGGGACAGAGAUGCCCAGAUCAGCUUUAUCUUCAAAGCCAUCAUCAUCUCUACACCUUGUUGAUGAAUGGCUCCAUUUCUGACCUAGCUCAACUGCGGCCAUUGUAUUUGUUGCUUGAGCUGUUGGGUUAACUUGGUUAGAGAGUUGCGUUGCGCAGCACAGCCAGUUAGCUUGAAUAGCAAGGUAGAUUCUUAUGUCCAAAAGCUAGAUGGUUAAAAAUUGCUGGAUAAGAUUUUAACCAGGCUGGAACAGUAAUGUGUUUAUUGUCCACCCUCUUUCUCCUUGUUCCUGAAGCUCAUCAGCAAGUUAAAAAAUCAGUUGAAUAAAAUCAAUUUGAGUUGAAAAAAA